AUGGAUACCUCCUCAGUGCCUCUGCUCAACUACAUGCAGUACCAGUGGUGCUCGGACUCGGACCUCUCCAGCAUCUCCUCUUCAGAGACCCUCUCCCCCGUCCACUCUAUGGACUCCAGCCUGUCUCCUUCCUACCUGCAGCCUCCUCAGUCCACUCCAAAGACAGCUAAAAGUGGAUAUUCUCAGAGCAACACCUCCUCACCCUACUCCCUGUCUGGACGUGGCAGGAGGUCAGGCCGAGCCACCCGUAUCCGCAGCAAACAAAGGGAGAGCGCCAGCGAGAAGGAGAAGCUGAGGAUGAGGGAUCUGACCAAGGCCCUGCAUCACCUCAGGUCCUACCUACCGCCUUCUGUAGCCCCCGCCGGACAGACUCUGACAAAGAUUGAGACGCUCCGCCUCACCAUACGCUACAUCUCCUACUUGUCGGCUCAGCUGGGCCUCAGUGAGGAGGCGUUGUUUCAGCAAAGGGAACAGGGAGACCCCUCGGCCAGUGGCACCUCCUCACCUGACAUCCUCAGCUACUUCCAGCACGGCUCCAUGGAAGGUCAGGAAGUUCAGCUCCAGAGCCAGAACCUGAGCCAAAGUCUGUAUCCGAUCCAGUGUCACAGUCCAGACACCAUGCUGCAUUCUGGGAGCUGUAGUUUUGGAGCUGAUCAGUAUAAUAAGCAGUGCAGUGGAGCUCCUCAGGGAGACAUCAGCAUGGCUUCCAUCAACACAACACAGUCCUCCUGUCAGAUGUAUGGCAAUGACUUCUGCAUGCCAUUGGCUCCAAGAGAGUAUUGGGGUUAA
Molecule: messenger RNA, 789 nt
Organism: Solea senegalensis (Senegalese sole)
Lineage: Eukaryota; Metazoa; Chordata; Actinopteri; Pleuronectiformes; Soleidae
Product: mesoderm posterior protein 1-like
Exons: 2
Coding region: 1-789 (262 amino acids)
Biological process (GO): regulation of transcription by RNA polymerase II; heart morphogenesis; mesoderm formation
Cellular component (GO): nucleus
Molecular function (GO): protein dimerization activity; DNA-binding transcription factor activity, RNA polymerase II-specific; RNA polymerase II cis-regulatory region sequence-specific DNA binding
Source: RefSeq, a predicted model, not a curated record